AUGUUAGCAAUUGUAUUUAUAUUUUUAAUUUCAAGUUUUUACAUAUUUAACAAAACAUCAUGUAAUCUUAUUGUUCAUCCAUCGCUAACAGAUAUAUUUGUUGAAAAUGUUAGGGAUAAUAUUUUCAUUUUACCUACAAAAGUAACAAACAAAAAAUUAAAAACACCACAUUGUUCAAGUGAUGAUGAUAAUUCAUGUCAUAAUAUAAAUAAAGAUAAAUAUAUUUUUUCUCAAAAUAUAAAUGAUGUUUUGGAAAAUCAUAAUAAUGAAAAGGUUGCUUACAUGCACAGAAACCCAUUUUAUUUUACCACAUUAAAUGAUAAUAAAAGUAUUAAUAUAGAUUUAGAAAUAAAAAAAGAAGAAUGCAAAAUAUAUAAAAAUAAAAACAAUUAUAAUAUAUUUUAUAAUUCUGUUAAUUUUAUAUUAGAUAAUGUUUCUUUUUUUUUUAAAAAAAUUAAUAAAAAUAAAACCAAUAAUUUUAACCAAUUAAUAUAUCCAUCCUAUUUUAUAGAUAUUAAUAAGACAUAUAUUUUAAAUCAAUCAUAUCAAAUAAAUGAAAACAGUAAACAUAAAAUUAAAGGAUCCCGUUUAGGGGAACAUAUAGAUGAUCUUAAAACUUAUUCAUUUAUAGAACCUUUAUCUUUAGCAAUUGAUGAAAUCAAUUUUAAUAAUUUUUUUGAAAAUAUAUGGAAUGGAAAUAGAUUUAAUUACAUAUUUUUAAAGGAAGAUAAAACAAACGAAAACAUAAAUAAUAAUAACGAUCAGAACAACGAACAGAAUAAUUAUCUUUUAUAUAAUUAUGACCAAAUUAGAAAAAAUGACAAAAUAAAUAGCUUAAAAAAUUAUGCUUUUGACACACAAACAAAAGUGAAAAACCUUAAAAAUCAUUUAAAGGAAAGCAUUUUGGAAAACACAACAUCUAGUAGCAUAAUCCCUGAGGAAAAGACAAAAGAUUUAUAUAGAUAUAAUGAUGUUGAAAAUUUGGAGAAAAUAAAUAACAUAGAUUUUGAUGAUAAUAAUAGUAGUAGUAAAGCAAAUGAAUAUCACACAAGUUUUGAUUUAAAAAAUAAUUCAGAUUUAAACUUGUCUAUUAAUAAAAUUUUUAAAGAAUAUCAAAUAAAUGAAGAAACCGACUUUGAACAUGUUCUUAUGAAUAAUAAAAAAUUAAAUAUUGGGAUAUGUACAAAGGAAAAAAAAAAAAAAUAUUUAAAUUUUGAUCAUUUUUUUAAAAAUAGCUUAAAAAGUGGUACAUUAAAAAAAAUUAUAUUUAGAAAACAAUUAACAAAAUAUAAAUAUGGAAAUAAUGAAUUAGUAAAAUAUGAACAAGAAUAUACAUGUAUUUUUUUUAGAUAUAUGGAAAAUCUUGAAUUUAUAUUUUAUGUAAAUAAAAAUAGAGAAAAAAAAAGUUUAAAAUUUUCUGAUUAUACAUUAUACGAAAAAUGGAAAAAUAAAAAUUUCAAUAAAUCAAAAUUAUCUAUGCUUUCAACAAAUAUUUUGCAUAAUUUAAAAAAUUAUGAUUAUAAAUAUAAUAAAUAUAUUUACAAAUUACAUACCGAUUUUAUUGGUGUGUGCAAAAUGAUGGCUCCUAUAAAUAUGUAUAAAAAUAAAAUGUUAUUAGAUUUUUUUUUUAAUAUAAACAUUUGUUAUGAUAGUAAUUAUAUUUCAAAACAUAUUUAUUUUGACAAUAAAAUAAAAGACGAUAUUAUUUUGGGUGGGGUUUGGAGUUAUGGCAUUUCCAAAAAAGUAAAGAGUAUUGGCAAAGAAAUUAAAAAAAAAUAUGAACAAAAAGACGAUAAGCAUAAUUACAUUUAUGGGGAAUAUCGAAAUAGUGAGAAAUAUUUUACUAACCCAAUUGAAACCACAAAAAGGUGUAUCAAUAAUGAUAAUGAUUGUAUUAACAAAUUUAUUAGCUCAAAUGCCAAUGGAAAAAAAAAAAGCAAAAUAUACAUCAUGGAAAAAGUGUUAAACCCUAAUGUCGAGGCUUCUAAACGAUUUAAAAGAAUGAAGGAAUUAAAUUUGUAUAUAAAUAAUUUAGAAGAAAAAUCAGAACGUGAUUAUAUAAUAAAAGAUAUUAUAACAAAUAACAAUGGAAUAUUAUUAUUAUCAAAAAAAGGAUUUAUAAAAUUUAAAACGCCAAUAGUAUUAAGCGAGUUAUAUAUUGAAAUACAUCCAAACCCAUUAUAUAAUUUAAUUUGUAAAAAUGAUAAUAUCUCUGAUGAAAUAAAAAAAGGAGGCAUAUCAAAAUCGCAAGUUAGUUUUUCUUCAAAUGUCAACAAAGAAGAAAAUAAAACAGAAUGUAAAUAUAAAAAUAUUCAAUAUAUUUAUUUAUUUUUUAAUUUUUAUAUUAACGAUAAUAAUAAAUUUAACAUAAAAAUUGAUGUAAAUAUAGAGCAUUUGAAAAAGAUUGACAUUAAUAAUGAUACUACUCCGAUUUUUUAUUUAAACGUUUUAGAUUAUUUAAAAAACAAUAUUCAUCAAUAUAGAAUAAAUAAAAUAGAAAUAGAAUAUUCUUUUUAUCCAAUUUCACAAAAAAAUGCAUUUUUCGAUCACAAUAAUUUACCUUUUUAUAUAUCUUUAAAUAAUAUAAUAAUAAAUAAAAGUGAACAAAUAUUUAAAUAUAUUCCAAUCUUCUUUACACACAAUAAUAAUUUUAUAGCUUUAUUAAAAAAUAACUUUAAGAAUUAUCGAAUGAAAUUAAAUCAGGAUAUUUCCAAAAAUAACAAGCAAAAUGAAUAUUCGAAAAAAAUAAAUAACAAAAAUGAAAAUAAUAACAACAAUAAUAAUAGGUAUGAACAAAAUGAAUGGGCAAGUAUUUUUAGCAGUUCAAUGAAUGAUCAAGAAAAUAUAAAUUUAAUAAAUGAUCAAAAUAAUGAAGAAAAUGCAUGGAAAAAUGAAGAUCGAGAUUAUAUUUUUUCUGAUAUUUCAAAUCGAGGUAAUUCAACAAAUUUUAUAGAUGAAAUUAAUGUUGGAAAAAAUGGGAAAAACAACACACAUCAAGAUUCGUUAUAUAUUGAUCAAGUUGAAAAAAAUGAUAAAAAUAAAUUAACAAGUUUUAAUUCGUUUUGUAUAUUUACAUCAUUAAAUGAAAAAAUGUUUUAUCAAUACUUAACUAAAUAUAUAUGUACAAAUGAUGGAUGCUUGGCUCCAGAAAAUAAUGUUUUAAAAUAUAAUUUUUAUAAACAUGGCAAAGAAUAUCAAAACAAAAAUAAUGAUACUAUAUUUAACCAAAACAAAAAUAAUGACACUAUAUUUAAUCAAAACAAAAAUAAUGACACUAUAUUUAAUCAAAACAAAAAUAAUGAUACUAUAAAUGUUUACACAGUUAUAAAAUCGUCAUUUGAUGAUAAUAUUGAAAUUCUACCUUUAUCAGAAAUAGAUAAUAAUAUUAUAAUUGAAAAAAUUCAAAAAGAAUAUUUUGAUUCUUUAAAAAAAGAAAUGGAAUAUCAUAAAUCAACAAAUACUGUAGAAAGCAAUGUUGCAUAUAAUAUGAAAAAAAUAUAUUUUUAUGAAUAUAUAGAUAAAAGAUAUAUUAUUCCACCUUAUAUUAAAGGUAUACUAAUUAAUUAUGAAAAAAAAAAUGAGAAAUUUCUUUAUGAUUUAUAUAAUAAUUUAUUAUAUAUUAUUCAAUUAAAUUUAGAAAAAAACAAUUAUAAUUAUACAAGAAAUAUCUUUGAUACAAUAUAUAUUUACACUGCUCUUAUUCCAAUUGAAAGUGAUUUAUUUAAUUUUAAUUUUUUAUCUGAAAAUAAUUUAACAUUAAAACAAAUACAAGGAUCAAACACACAAACCAUAUUUAAAAAUUUAAUACCAUUUACAAAAUAUGACGAUUUCUAUACUUCAAAUAAUCCUAAAUCAAAUAUGAUUAAAAUAAAAAUUAUGGAUUUUAAUCUAUAUGAUAUUACUGAAAAUUUUGUAGAAUUAAAUCAAGGGGAAGAAUAUCAAAAAAAUAUUGUAAAUUUAAUAAAAACUGCGAUUAAGGAUUCAUUAAUUGAUAAUCCAAAUGAAGAAACAAUUCAUCAAUAA
Messenger RNA from Plasmodium berghei ANKA, 4023 nucleotides. Its product is annotated as conserved Plasmodium protein, unknown function. The coding region runs from base 1 to 4023 and encodes 1340 amino acids. The transcript has a single exon. The record is from RefSeq and is a predicted model, not a curated record. NCBI's taxonomy places the organism in Eukaryota, Apicomplexa, Aconoidasida, Haemosporida, Plasmodiidae.